Molecule: messenger RNA, 819 nt
Organism: Vicia faba (fava bean)
Lineage: Eukaryota; Viridiplantae; Streptophyta; Magnoliopsida; Fabales; Fabaceae
Source: the annotation of a GenBank genome assembly
AUGAAAGCGUUGAGCGGAUACAAUUCUAAGAGAGGUGAAUUCAAUGUUGAAUACGACAAUGAUGCCGAGCAAAUUUUGGCAGAAAUGGAGUUUAAAGAUACUGAUACUGAAGUUGAGCAUGAAACAAAACUGCAAGUGCUGCGGAUCUACUCAAAAAGGUUAGAUGAACGCAAGCGCAGAAAAAAUUUUAUACUCGAAAGGAAUUUACUUUGUCCUGAUCCUUUUGAGAAAUCUCUUUCUACUGAAGAGCUUAAAAUAUGUCAAAAUUACAAAGUCUUCAUGCGGUUUCACUCAAAAGAAGAACACAAGGAGUUGCUAAAAACUAUUAUUGAAGAACACCGGCUUGUCAAAAGAAUACAAGACUUACAGGAAGCUCGAGUUUCUGGCUGUGUAACGGCUGCUGAUGCUUAUCAAUUUAUUGAACAAAAGAGGACAAAAGAAGCUGAACAAGGUGGUCAGAUUGGAAUAAGUGGUAAGACUUUACAGAGGCCAAAUUUCCCCAAAGUAGAGCUUGGUAGUAGCCCACGCAAUACCAAGGAUACACCGACGGCCAUACAAGCCAUUACAAGUACUCUAGAAGAAUGGGAUAUCAGUGAUUUUGAAGGGGCUGAAUUACUAUCUGAAUCUGAGAUAAAGCUUUGUAAUGAGAUAAGAUUGCUACCGCCACACUUCCUCCGCAUAAAGCAGACCAUGCAAUCUGGAAUUUCAAAGGGCAGUAUAACCAAGAAAUCUGAUGCAUAUCCACUGUUCAAGUUCUCUCCAAGCAAGAUUGAUAGGAUAUAUGAUAUGCUUUUGGAAAAAGGAGCUGGCCAAGCAUAA